Nicotiana tabacum (common tobacco) is the source of this 2295-nucleotide messenger RNA. NCBI's taxonomy places the organism in Eukaryota, Viridiplantae, Streptophyta, Magnoliopsida, Solanales, Solanaceae. The record is from RefSeq and is a predicted model, not a curated record.
AUGAUAGAAAUCAAGGGCAUGCUGCAACAAAUCAUUGGGACAAAUGGAAGGAUGCAAGAAAAGUUAGCCGCACAUGACUCAGCUAUUAAAGGCAUUGAAACUCAGUUAGGCCAGCUGUCCAUGGCUUUGAACAAUCGCCCACAAGGAAUAGACGUCGUGCCACUUACUCUAGUGCCAAUCGAGAUUGAUGAGUCGACGGAGCUCACAAAGGUUGUAAUUGAACAAGCACAAGUUGACAAAGGCAAGGAGAAGGAAAUUGAACAGUUCGCAGAACAUGUAAUGGAAAAGACUUCUAAUCAGGAAAAGACACAGAGCAGUGGGCAGAAGCUAAUUUCAGCACCAUUCCCUCAAAGGUUGGCAAAGCAAAAGAAAGAUGAUCAAUACAGGAAAUUCAUGGAAGUGCUCAGACAGAUUCAAUUGAAUAUUACGCUGAUGGAUGCUUUGGGGGAAAUGCCAGGUUAUGCUAAACUGAUGAAGUAUUUGAUGUCUCGAAAGUUUGACUUCCAGGACCUGUCUAUUGAAACUUUGACUCAAACUUGUAGAGCGGUAGUGAUAAUACCUAUGGAUCAAAAAUUGUCUAAUCCCGGUAGUUUCACUAUCCCAUGCACAAUUGGAAGUUAUGUUUUUGCUAAAGCAUUGUGUGACUUAGGAGACAGUAUCAACUUGAUGCCCUUGGUUGACGAAGAAAUACCCAUAAUUUUGGGAAGGCUGUUCUUAGCCACUAGGAGAGCAUUGAUUGAAUGCAGCAAAUUUGCAAAUUGUUCGCUAGUGGAGGCAAUUGAUGUGAUACUACAAGAGGAGGAUGAGACUCUUAAUGUCAGAGACCCAUUAGAAGCUUGCUUGAUGAAUUUGAAAGAAGUGGAUGGUGAAGAGUUGGCAAAGUGGGUUAUGGCUCUCGAAGGUCAAGGGUUUUGGGAAUGGGAACCCCAAUUUGAGCCAAUAUACUUAGAAGAAAGAGAAAUACCGCAUGUGAAGCCGUCAAUAGAGAAGCCACCACAGUUGGACCUGAAACCGCUUCUAGCUCACCUCAGGUGUUACAAGAAUGUAAAAUUCUUAUUGGUUGGACCAUGGCAGACAUUAAGGAAAGGUGGUAUGACUGUUGUACAUAAUGAUAAUAAUGAGUUUAUCUCUACUCGUACAGUCACGGGCUGGCGAAUUUGCACGGAUUACAGAAAACUGAACACUGCCACCCGGAAAGGCCAUUUUCCCCUGCCAUUCAUUGACCAAAUGUUGGAUAGAUUGGCAGAGAGGUCUUACUUAUGCUUUUUGGAUGGAUAUUCGGGGUACAAUCAGAUCACAAUAGCCCCUGAGAAUAGAGAGAAAAUUUCAUUCACUUGUCCUUGUAUCUUUGCCUUUCGGAGACUGCCGUUUGGCCUAUACAAUGCACCGACCACUUUCCAGAGGUGUAUAUUAGCCAUUUUCACUCUUAUAGUUAAAUAUAUUAUGGAAGUCCUUAUGGAUGAUUUCUCAGUGAUGGGGAAUUCAUUCGAUGAUUGUCUUUACAAAUGUAGAAGAGUGUUGAAAAGGUGUGUGGAGACAAACCUGGAUCACCUCUUUGUGUUUUCUGAUGAUUGCAUGUUAGCAUUUGAGGAGCUAAAGGAGAGACUGGUGACUGCACCAAUCAUUGUUGCACCCGACUGGGAGCAGCAGUUUGAGCUUAUGUGUGAUGCAGGUGACUAUGCUAUAAGAGCAGUUUUGGGGCUGCGAAAGGAUAAAAUGGAUGCCCAUGCCUGGGUGAAAAGUUAUGAUGAGUGCCAAAGAACCGACAACAUAUCUCGUCGUUAUGAGAUGCCAAUGACUACAAUUCAAGAGGUGGAAGCGUUUGACGUGUGGGGGAUUGAUUUUAUGGGACCAUUUGUCAGCUCGUAUGGUAAUAAAUACAUAUUGGUAGCAUUUGAUUAUGUCUCCAAAUGGGUUGGAGCAGUGGCUCUUCCAACAAAUGAUGCCAAGAGAGUGAUAGGAUUUCUAGGAAAAAAUAUUUUCACAUGGUUUGGCACUCCGAGAGCCAUAAUCAGUGAUUAUGAAACUCAUUUCUGCAAUAGAGCAUUCGCAGGGCUGUUAGAAAAGUAUGGAGUUCGCCAUAAGGUUGCCACACCUUACCACUCGCAAACGAGCGGGCAAGUGGAAGUGUCAAACAAGGAAAUUAAAAGUGUCCUAACCAAGACAGUAAAUCUGACUCGGACUGAUUGGGAAAGGAAGUUGGAUGAUGCGUUAUGGGCUUACCGCAUAAUAUUUAAAACUCCAAUUGGUAUGUCUCCGUACAAGUUGGUGUUUGCAAAGCACGCCAUCUUCUAG